AUGGCACUCGGUCCUUAUGCUUCUGAGAUGUGGUCAGAAAGCCUGUUCAAGCGUCCUCAAUCUAUCCCAGUUAAGGCUGUAUUCGAGAAGGGUUUGACUUCAAUUCUGGCAAAGUCUUCGAAUGCCCAUCGGAAUCCGGCCGAGGUAGUUACAUCGAGCUGCUACUGGAGUAAAUACGGUGCUAAUGAUGAUGACCACUGCCCGGCAAUGAAAAAGAGGAUCGAAGAGACAAAUCAGAACCUCGAUGAGGAGGAGGAGGAGGAGGAGGAGGAGGAGGAGGAGGAGGAAUCAAACCAACAUAUUUAA
Paracoccidioides brasiliensis Pb18 is the source of this 306-nucleotide messenger RNA. RefSeq lists its product as uncharacterized. The transcript is spliced from 3 exons. The record is from RefSeq and is a predicted model, not a curated record. The coding region runs from base 1 to 306 and encodes 101 amino acids.